Amphiprion ocellaris (clown anemonefish) is the source of this 2564-nucleotide messenger RNA. Its product is annotated as zona pellucida sperm-binding protein 4-like. The record is from RefSeq and is a predicted model, not a curated record. Gene Ontology annotation, cellular component: egg coat. NCBI's taxonomy places the organism in Eukaryota, Metazoa, Chordata, Actinopteri, Pomacentridae. The transcript is spliced from 10 exons. Bases 80 to 1486 code for a protein of 468 amino acids. Gene Ontology annotation, molecular function: structural constituent of egg coat; acrosin binding. Gene Ontology annotation, biological process: binding of sperm to zona pellucida; prevention of polyspermy.
AUGCUGUGAGGCGGCAGACACCACAUUGAGCGUUGAGUUGCUGGGUUACUUUCACACUCCUGGUUGCCGAUUAAAGUAAAUGAGAAGCAGCUGCUCCACGUGUCACGAUGAGUCUCAGCAACCAAAAAUGAGGACGUGUGUUCCAGACCUUAUUUUGGUGACAUUUACUUCUCUGUCACUGCUUUUCCUGACAUGUAAAGUCCAGUCUGCUUCAAAACAACCUAAAGUGACAUUUUAUAACACUUUCAGCAAUGAUAUGUUGGUCUGCCAUGAAGAGUUCAUGUCUGUUUACAUACCAAAAGUGGAAUUUCCCGAUCUUCCUUUCUCCAUUUAUGUCCAAGAUGAAAGCAGCAGAUAUUACCAAGCCAUUGCUAUAGCAAAAAUGUGCCAUUACUACCUUGGAGAGACUGACACCUAUGCUGUCUUAACAGUGUCUUUCCAUGGAUGUUUCGUGAGAAGAAAAAGAUAUACGACGAGUCUGACUGUGGUCAUUGCGGCGCUUGCAGACGGGAGCAAACUUGAAAUUGUCAAGUCAAUACCUCUAAUCUGUGAAAGGAAAAUGAAAGAGGCAAACCAAAUUUUUCUUCCACGGUUACCUGGGCAAUAUUUCUGCAGCAAAGAUGGGUUCAACAUUACAAUCCCCAGGAGCACCACAAUCCCACCUCUGAACCUGGAUGCGGUCUGGAUCCCUUCUGGCCACAACCACAACUGCAAACCUCAAAAAAGAUCCAAUGAUACUGUCACGUUCAGCUUUCCAUUCACUGACUGUGGCACCCAGGCCAUGAUUUCAGAUGGGAAUAUUACGUACCAGAUCAAGAUUGAGGUGAAACGAAAUCCCCGGAGAUCUUCCAUACGUCGUGACACUCCUUUCCAUCUUACUGUGCAGUGUAGCUUUGUACUGACUCGAAUGACUCAACUGGGCUUCACGGUUCAACAAAAACAGUUGGAGUACCCGUCGACACUGAGGAGCAAAGGAACACUGAGGACUGAAAUGAGGUUUGCCAAAGAUUCCUCUUACAGGUCCUUCCAUUCCUCAGGUGACACUCCAACAGUAGUGGAACUUGGCCAGCCUGUAUAUGUGGAGGUGUUUGUGGUCAAACAUGAGGACAGGGACUUGGUGCUGCAGCUGGAGGACUGCUGGGCGACGCCGACUGAGGACCCGCAUGACCCGCAAAGAUGGAAGCUGCUUGUUAAAGGGUGCCCUUACACUGGUGAUAGCCAAAGAACUGUUGUGCUGCCAGUCUCCAGUAAUGAGCUGCCAUAUCCCUCCCUUCACAAAUGGUUUGAGGUGAAGAUGUUCGUAUUUGUGUCGCCACGGACAUUUAAAAACCUGGUGUAUUUCCACUGUGAUGUAGAGAUCUGUAAAAGACCAGAUUGCUUACAUCCCUGCAGCAAUCGAAAGCGUGCCUUAAGAGUCACACCAGGGCCAGGACGGAGGACUUUUAACAGAGUAGUUUCUGGUGGACCUCUUUGUUUUCUACUAUAAAUGAUCACAAAAGAAAAUUAAAUUAAUUUUAAGCACUGAAAUUAGAAACAGUUCAACCAAGAACUGUACAUGAUAUUGGAAGAGAUAAUAAAACUAUACUUUCACCCCAAGUAGUCAUCUUUUAUAUGAUUUUUCUGCUGUAAACUUAGCUAAUUCCUUGUGUUUAUGACAUUAACCUUGACAAUGUAAGUUGUGAGUGUCCUCUUUUAAAUGCAUGGUCCCUUAGUUUUAAUUAAUUUAAUUUACACUAAAUUUUAAUAUAUGAAGCAGGUUCAAAAGGGCAUUGUGAGGGGGAAAAAAAGAACUGUCAUUGUAGACUCUUUACGGUAUUGGCAGUUUUAAAAAGCGAACAUCUAUUUUUUUUUUUAAUAUGAAAUUGUAUUUUAGAGUGGGAAAAGGCUUUCCAUAUUUACCAUACAGACUGUGUUGCUAAGUGAAGAUUGAUGAUGGAAUCUAUAAUAGCAGCUCAGUGCAGAGAUUUUUUUUUAUCACCAACAUAUCCACAGAUGAAGUCAGUCCUCAGUUUUUGACUUUUUCCUCGAGAAACCUCCCAAAAACUACAGUCGACUGUUAUUUCCAAUAUAGUAUGUGUUUAGUUAUUUUAAGAUGUCCAGUCUGUUGAUUAUUUGAAUUUAGUAAAAUAUGACUUGUUGAAAAUAUAGCUUUGUUUAAUCCUUGAACAUUAAAGAACUGUCUAAUUGACAAUGUCGUGAAUAGCAAUAAAUGUACUUGAAUUUUUGUGUUCCGUUUAUGUUUGGUGUUUGAAAUUUUCUGUGUAAACCUUAUUUUAAAAAAACAAAUAUAUCCCGCCAGACUUUUAUUGUGGUGGGGGAUGCUGAGUCAUGUGCCCAUAAUGUGACCAAUAGGAAUGGAGGAUGAGUUAGUUUGCGGAAGUCAGCCUGCGUACCGUUUUCGUAAAUGAGGGGAAAUGUUAAAGAAGUUGAUAUUUUGUAUAGUUUAACGCUGUCUGGGGGGCACAAACGCGAAGUAAACCGAGUCAGUAAUUGUUUCAUCUGUUCAGCUUCUCUCACUGGUAUGUGCGGGUAAAGCUGAACACAAAUUGUCAGUUAUGUCCAAA